AAUAUAGCAGCGCUUUGGGCUUUUGUACCAAGUCGUCUGUGCCGGUCGCAACGUGUGUGCGUGCACACCAAGCCCACCAGAAACAAACUCGCCCCCUUCGUGCGAAGCCAAGCUUAUACUCCUUCGGCUCAGUGAACCGUCCAGCAUGUCCUACUCCAGCAUGAUGCAGAGUUCGUCCUCAUCCGGGGUCGUUUCUUCGCUCCAGUCCCCGAUGGAGCGCAUGGGUUUACAGGACCAGCGGAGUCCGUUUGCGAUGACAGCGGCGGGAGGGAGCGGAGGAGGCUACUCGUCCACGUCAACCACGACCGUCCAGGGCUCGGCGUACAUCUCGUCCGGCAUGUCGUCUGGCAACUCGGCCGAGGUGGACAAGCUGCAGCAGGUCCGGCAGAUGGAGAAGAAUCAACUGAUGGGGCUCAACGACCGCUUCGCCAACUACAUCCAGAAUGUGCGCAUUCUGGAGAGGAAGAACAAGGAGCUGCAGGUCAGUCUGAAGAGAAUGCGCAUCCACAGCGGCCAGGACUCGCAGCUGGACAACCUCUGCGCUCAGUACGAGGUCCUGCUCAAGCGCCAGAUCCAGGCUCUGAUAGAAGAGAAGAGGCGCCUGGCAAACGAUCAGGAGCAAGCGCACAUCAACAUGGAGCAAAUGAAGAUCAAGUAUGAGACUGAGAUCAGGGAGCGCACUCAAAUUGAGAAUGAAUUUGUCGUCCUCAAACAGGAGGCAGACCAGGUGUACAUGCAGAAGGUGGAGCUGGAGGCAAGGCUGACUGGUCUGACUGACGACAUCGAUUUCUACCGAAAGGUCUACGAAAGGGAGAUCCGCGAGCUGGAGGCGCGCAUGGUGAAGGUGGACGUCGUGGUGGAGGUGGACUCCUCACCGGGGCUUGAUCUGGACACGUACCUGGCCGAGGUGCGCGAGCAGUACAUGAAGCAGGCGGGGCGCAUCCGCGAGGAGCUCAAGAUCUCGUUCGAGACCAAGCUGGACGCGAACAGGAACAACGAGGUCAAGAUCAACGACGACAUGAGACUGGUGACCGUUGAGAUUAGCGAGGUGCGCCGCAACAUGCAGCGCUACAAAGCAGAACUGGAGGCUCUCAAGCAACAGUGUUUGGCGCUGGAGAGGGCCAUUGCUCUUGCUGAGGAAAAGGGCAAGGAGAGCAUGAGGCAACUCACGGAGAAGAGGCAGCUGCUGGAGGUGACCAUCAUGGAGCAGAAGAACAAGCUCACCGGCCAUCACCGCAGCUACCAGGAGCUCAUGAAUGUCAAGUUGGCUCUUGACAUGGAGAUCAUCGCUUACCGCAAGCUCCUGGAGGGCGAGGAGGGCAGGAUCACCAAAACCACGAUUGGAUCGACUGUCUCCGAAUACAGUCCGUCGCCGUCUCCACUUGAGACCAAACCGCAGUUUCAAGGGUACUCCUCGCAGCAGGUGCUGAUCAAACAGAUCGAGACACUGGAUGGAAGGGUGGUGUCUGAGAGUCAAGACAUGCAGGUUGUUCGGAAGUGAUCUGGACCACUGCAGGCAGGUGGCCCUGCAGUUCAAGUGGCGGCUUGAGUAUGGUUUUGGGCCAAGCGACUUUAAAUCAGUUGGUGGUGUUACUCCUCCUAAUAAAAUGAUAUUGGCGGCGCAUGGCGAGAUAUAUUCCUGUAUGCAACGAAUGUACGACGCAGUCCUCUCUUGGUUAAAUUUCUGUCCUGCGCUUAUGGAGGCGGGAGUCUGCACAAGUGCAUUUUAAUUCUCCAUUCCUGAUGACACUCGACAAGCCCCGUUCACUGUUUACCAAUCAAAGUAGGGCAUAAAACACGCGUGCGUUAAUGAAAAUGUGUUUGUGGAAUGCCGGCAGAAAUGAUGUGGGAAUAUUGGAAUUUUAAGAUCACUGUUCUGCUGCACAUGGGCCUCACAUCCAUGGUAACACACCGAGUACUCAAAUUGUAUACAAUUGACACAGGUUACCGGUCAUAACACUGUCACGUGGUGGACAUGUUAGAUACUCAUAGCUUAAACGAUACUGCAGACUGCAUAAACCACGUUUCAAUUAAUGUCGCAAAAUAGAGUAGUGAUUGUCAUAAAACAUUUUAGUUUGUUUAAAAAUAGAUGAAUUAGAAUGUCUAUGAGUGGUUUAAUUUCAGAAAAUGCUUUGUAGGAUUGAUGUCCGUCCCAAGUUGAGCCGAAUCAGCAUGAAUGCGUCUUGGGUGGCAUGAUUAUAGAAGCAUCAAAAGCGUGCAUAAAAUAAAGAUUACGCAUGAAACAAG
This is a messenger RNA of Petromyzon marinus (sea lamprey), 2247 nucleotides long. Its product is annotated as keratin, type II cytoskeletal 8-like. Gene Ontology annotation, biological process: keratinization; intermediate filament organization. The record is from RefSeq and is a predicted model, not a curated record. Gene Ontology annotation, cellular component: keratin filament. NCBI's taxonomy places the organism in Eukaryota, Metazoa, Chordata, Hyperoartia, Petromyzontiformes, Petromyzontidae. Gene Ontology annotation, molecular function: structural constituent of skin epidermis.